AUGGCGCUGCCCCCGGCCGCCGCGCCCCCCGCCGGCGCCCGGGAGCCGCCGGGGCCCCGCGCCGCCGCCCCUGCCGCCGCGCCGCCGGCCGGCCUGCAGCAGCGGUCGGCGCUGCGGCCCGAGCCGGGCGGGGUCCCGCUGCACUCGCCCUGGACCUUCUGGCUCGACAGAUCCCUCCCUGGUGCCACAGCAGCUGAGUGCGCAUCAAAUCUGAAGAAAAUCUACACAGUACAAACCGUACAGAUAUUCUGGAGUGUGUACAAUAAUAUUCCUCCUGUGACUAGCCUGCCUUUGAGAUGCAGUUAUCAUUUAAUGAGAGGAGAGAGGCGACCACUCUGGGAAGAGGAGAGUAAUGCUAAGGGUGGCGUGUGGAAGAUGAAAGUCCCCAAGGACAGCACGUCCACAGUUUGGAAAGAGUUGCUGUUAGCGACUAUCGGGGAACAGUUCACAGACUGUGCCGCCGCAGAUGAUGAAGUAAUAGGCGUUAGUGUCAGCGUCCGGGACCGAGAAGAUGUCGUCCAAGUCUGGAAUGUAAAUGCCGCGUUAGUCGGUGAAGCCACCGUUUUAGAAAAGAUCUAUGAACUCCUGCCCCACAUAUCUUUUAAAGCAGUAUUUUAUAAACCCCAUGAAGAGCAUCAUGCUUUUGAAGGUGGACGUGGAAAACACUAAUUGCACUCUGUAAAGAAUUCUUUGUCCUUUGCUGAUUGGUUUUGGAAACGGUCUUAACAGGAGGGAGAGUGAAGAGGAGACCUGCCGGAGCCCGAUGCUGGUUCAUUUAGAGUGGGUUUCUGCCCCUGCAGAUUGAGCAAUUAGGACUCAAAGUGGCAGGUGGGGAGGGGGGGAGAUUGUGUGGGUUUUUACUGUCACAUUACUUGCUUUUCUUUCUUUUUAUUUUUGGCUUUAUGAAUUCUCUGUUCUUUUCUCUCCAGUUUUUUUUUUUCUCUCUUUUAAAUUCCUCAUUCAGUCUAAUUAUUGUUUUCUAUACUCCCCUUUCAUUGAGGCACAAGAAAUCGGUUUCCCUUUAAGUAGCUGUGCUGUACCUAGUUAAUGAGAAUAUGCAUAAUCGUGACAAUACUGCUUUUGAAAACCACACUGUCCUCCGAGGAACACUAGCUUGGUGAAACCUGUCUUUUGAUUAUUUGUUGUGACACAUUCCUACAUACUCUGCACUGGGCAUUGUUUUUUUUUGCUAUCCCAGGGAAAAGAAAAACCUUACUUAAUCUGAUUUUGCACUGACAGCACCCACAUCUUUUAUUUUUCCUUUUUAAUAAUUUUUUUGUUAGAAAUGAAAGGAAAAUAAUAGUUGGGUUGCCAAACAUGAAAACUAUAAUCACAGUUGAGUAUCAGGAUAUAUAUCAAACUGUAAAUCUUUGGACCUUCUGUGGAAGUAUUUUCCAACCAGAAUUUCAAUUUGGCCUUUUGAAAAGAAGGCCUAGAGUGGUAGCAAAGGAUUCGUCUCAGUAGGAAACCUUGUAAUUUUUGAUUUAAAGAGAAGGUGAUAUUUUAAUUGUUUGAACUAACCUUCUUCUGAAUUUUGGGUGUGUGUACCCAUUUAGGGCUCUCCAAAUCAAUUCAGACACAUUUUGUUAAAUGAUCCCAUUUCCCUGUUCAUGUUGUGUGUCGUUUCCAAUAAUCAAUCAUCCUCUAGCCUGGGCAACUUUCCCCUGCCUUUUUCAUUUAGGAGCAGAAGUUAAAUCUCAUUUCCAAGAUGAAUGUGAACAUUCACAAAGUUGAACUCUGAAUGCAUUUUGUUCACAUUAAUUUUUGGAAUUGUUGAGAUACAUCGUAUUAUGUUACCAAAUAAAUACAUUUUAAUAGAAGGAAAUGACCACCCUCUGGAACACUCAGAAUGUUCCCAUUUCCCUCCCUGCACUCUGCCAGGCCUCCUACUACAUCUACCUGAAAAAGGCAGGGCCAUUUAGAAAGGCUGCCUCCUGCCAGCUUUUUUUCUGGAGUCAGGGGAGCUAGGGCAUGCUUAUACAUCUCACAGAAGGGCAGUGAACUCCAGAUUUCCUUUCACCCAGGAUUUUUAAUUCCUCUUGCAUUAUUGACCAGCAGAGAGAGGUGGGGCUUCUUCCAACCCCCAACCUGAGUUUGUAAAUAAAAUUCUCCAUUUAAACACUUUAAAGGACUUCAAACAACAUCUCUUUACAAUCAUUGUACCCUUCACUUGCAUUACUAACCACAUCAACCAUAAUAAAAAAAAUGAUCAUGGCUUUUUUUUAAUGCUUUGUUUCUAAACUUGAGUUUCUCCAGUGAUUUCAAAAUGAGGUAUAAGGAUAUCAGACCCAUUUUCAAAAGCCUGGAACUUGUUCUUUUUAAACAUUGUACCAACAUCCAACUUGUUUUUAAAUUAUUGAUCAAGAAUUGAAAAAAAUUUUCUGGGCAUGAGUUUAAAUUCUCUUUUAUACUAUAAGUAUUUUUUCUGGUAGAUUAGAA
Molecule: messenger RNA, 2439 nt
Organism: Budorcas taxicolor (takin)
Lineage: Eukaryota; Metazoa; Chordata; Mammalia; Artiodactyla; Bovidae
Gene: EIF4E3
Product: eukaryotic translation initiation factor 4E family member 3
Exons: 7
Coding region: 1-669 (222 amino acids)
Biological process (GO): translational initiation
Cellular component (GO): eukaryotic translation initiation factor 4F complex
Molecular function (GO): RNA 7-methylguanosine cap binding; translation initiation factor activity
Source: RefSeq, a predicted model, not a curated record